Paramuricea clavata is the source of this 544-nucleotide messenger RNA. The record is from the annotation of a GenBank genome assembly. Lineage: Eukaryota; Metazoa; Cnidaria; Anthozoa; Malacalcyonacea; Plexauridae.
AUGCGAUUUCUGGCGAUGUUUGGGCAAAUUAAAGACAUUCCCAGAGCCAAGAAAUCCAACUCUGAGAAAGUGCAAUACAAAUCUGGAUUCGAUGAUGAGAACAGUGACUUACAUGAUGCUGUGUCAGGUUGCUAUAAAGAACUUGAACCAUUCUUAAUUAAGUUAGCCAGCCUCUACUUAUGUAUUGACAAAAUCUGCUCCAGGUUCUUGCAUUGGUUUUCACUUUCUAAGGGUUCAUUCCAGCUUGUGAUGGGAGCAGAGCCCCUUUUGGGAAACACAUAACUAAGCCACUGCUUGGCUUAUCUCGUUUUUAAAUGUAGGGGAUAGGAUUGCCAGCCACAGCGAAAAUCACUUGAUAUGUGGUGCAAAUUGCUCUGAAGAGCACCCAUCAAUGGUUCAGUAUGCCAAAGAUAUUAGAAAAGAUAUUGAGAGUAUUGAAAAAAAAUCCUACUUUAUUGAAGGGGAAAAUGUCACGUUUUCAUUCGAAUUAAUUCCAGCAGACAUGAGGUGGCUGGCAUUUAUUUCUGGGGAACUCCCAAAUUAG